AUGCCCUCUACCCAGACUUCGCGAAAGCCCUCUCGCCGGCGUUCUGGCUCCGGAUCGACCAUCCGAGCACCUCAUCUUUCCGUUGGCGAUCCCGUUGACCCGAACUUGGGAAAAUACACACUCGACAACCUGCCCUUAUUUCGCUGUGGGAAGUUGCCAUCCGAGGUGAUUAAGCAAGUCGAGAAGUUGGUGAAGUAUAUAGGAUCAAAGGUCCCGAUCGGCCAGAGAUCCUCUUGGCUGAAGGGACACCUGGAGGACGCUCAUCUCAACCACAUCGGCUUUGGAGAUAUGUUCGAGAGGCCUGAUCGGGCCAAGGAGACGGAAGUGCUGAAGGAAAUGGAACUGCAGCAUCCAUCACCGAGCGACUUUGAGAAGACGUAUAAGGCUCUCCUUCCAAAACUGCCAAAGUGUGAGACGCCGCAGAUCCGGGCGUUGAAGAUGCUCGAUAUGUACAGCAGGACUGGCUGGAUGAUGGACAAGGCGUGGGCCUAUCUCGAGGACAACUUUAACGUUGGUCUGAGAUGGGAUGUAUCCCAUCUGUGCGGCCACAGCCACUGCGUGCGUCCCUCGCACAUCAUCAUCGAGCUUCAUCUCGAGAACCUGGCUAGACAGCAGUGUGAGGGUGGCGAGCGAUGUCGUUGCGGCGACAUCCCAGACGCACCUGGCUUUGGGCAUCGUUGCCUGGGCCGCCGGAGCUGUUCGAAUACUUGCCCAGCGCAUCUGCGGCGUUUGAUCCGAGUAAUCGAGAAGCUGGACAUGUGGAAAGAGUGGAUCGACGCAACAGACAAAAAAAAUGCCGACAAAGAAAGAAUUCCUAUACAUCCCAGCAUGCGCUGCCGGGUGACCGAGAAGCAAGAUUACGAAGAGCGCCUGCAAGAUGCGCUUGAAGCUGUUAGCGCCGGGAAGGACGAGGAAGCUACCCAGACAGCACGCAAGAGGAAGGCGGACGAGGAACCCGUGGAGCGGAUCCAGAAGAAGGCUAAAGCUGUGACGGAACGUGAGGUGUCACCUCGGAGCAAGGCCACAACUAUGGCGCAACGUCGGGUUUCCAACAAGAAAAAUUAA
This is a messenger RNA of Alternaria arbusti, 1065 nucleotides long. RefSeq lists its product as uncharacterized. The coding region runs from base 1 to 1065 and encodes 354 amino acids. The record is from RefSeq and is a predicted model, not a curated record. Gene Ontology annotation, molecular function: endonuclease activity. NCBI's taxonomy places the organism in Eukaryota, Fungi, Ascomycota, Dothideomycetes, Pleosporales, Pleosporaceae. The transcript has 2 exons.